UCCCCAUUCUCCGAUUUCCAAGUUCAAACGAAGCCAGCCAAGCGAAGCGAGCAAGAGAACAAGGAAGAAGAAGACGCCUCCAAGGCCAAAGGGCGAAUUCCCCCAAGCGCCUCGCUCCCUCGGGUCGUCCCCUACCUCGCCGCUUAUAUAUAGCCCCGCCCAAGGCGCAGGCGAGCAAGAAAGAGGAGCGGGAGGAAGAAGAGGUCGAGGUCGGCGAUAAUGGAGUGGCUGAACGAGUACGAGAAGCUGGUGAUCCGGAUGGACACCCCCAAGGUCGUCAUCGACAAUGCCGCCUGCCCCACCGCCACCCUCGUCCAGGUGGACAGCGCGAGGAACAGAGGGGUGCUGCUGGAGGCGGUGCAGGUGCUGGCGGACCUGGACCUGAGCAUCAACAAGGCCUACAUCUCCUCCGACGGGCGGUGGUUCAUGGACGUCUUCCACGUCACCGACCGCCGGGGACGCAAGCUCACCGACCACUCCGUCAUCUCCUACAUCCAGCAGUCGUUGGCCGCCUGGAACGGGCCGGUGGGGAUAGAUCCCUCGGCUUCGGCGGCGGGCAUGGAGGGGCUCACCGUGCUGGAGCUCACCGGCGCUGACCGCACCGGGCUCAUCUCCGAGGUCUUCGCUGUGCUGGCUGACAUGGGCUGCGGCGUGGUGGAUGCCCGCGCCUGGUCGCACCGCGGCCGCCUCGCCUGCCUCGUCUACCUCCGCGACGCCGACGUCGCCGCCGCGGGUGCCGCCCGCAUCGAGGCCCGCCUCACCCCGCUCCUCCGCGGCGCCGCUGCUGCCGAGCCCUUCUCCGACUCCAGCGUCGUGGCCGCCGUGCCGGCAUGCUCUGUUUCCCACCCCGACCGCCGACUCCACCAGCUGAUGCACGCGGCCGCCGCCCGGGAACACGACGACCGGCGCGCGUCCCCCUCCGAAGCCGACACCCCGUCGGUGUCCGUCGAGAGCUGGGCGGAGCGCGGCUACUCGGUGGUCACCGUGCAGUGCGGCGACCGGCCCAAGCUGCUCUACGACGUGGUGUGCACGCUCACGGACAUGGACUACGUCGUCUUCCACGGCACCGUCGACACCUCCGCCUCCGGCGGCGCGCGGCAGGAGUUCUACAUCCGCAGCGCCGACGGCAGCCCCAUCAGCUCCGACGCCGAGAUGCGGCGGGUCAGCCUCUGCCUCCAGGACGCCAUCGAGCGGAGGUCCUUCGAGGGGGUGAGGCUGGAGCUCUGCACGCCGGACAGGCCGGGGCUGCUCUCGGACGUCACGCGGACGUUCCGGGAGAACGGGCUGCUGGUGGCGCAGGCGGAGGUGUCCACCAAGGGCGACAUGGCCAGCAAUGUCUUCUACGUGACCGGCACCACCGCCGGCCAGGCCGUCCACCGCAGCGCCAUUGACGCCGUCAGGGAGAAGGUCGGCGUCGACAGCCUCGUCGUCGAGGAGCGCCCGCCGCAGCUCCACCAGAAGGAGACCCGGCCGGCCGACCGGAGCGACGGCGGACUUGGGCUGUUCUACCUCGGCAACCUCUUCAAGAGGAACCUGUACAGCCUGGGCCUGAUCAAGUCUUUCUCAUGAGGCAGAAGCUCUGUUCCUGCCUGGUGCAUCAGAUCUGGCAAGAGUCCUGCUUUGCUUCCAAAAUCUGUUCUUCUGCAUUAUGGAUUCUGCAGGACAAGACCAAUGUGCAAACUGAAGAGAUCCACACUUCUGUCUUGAGCUCAUCCAGGUCCAGACAACCUUGUAACAAAUGGAAGAUGAAGAUCAUGGAAAAGACAGCUGCACAAUGGAGCAGGAUCAUGAUCCAGGAGCAGGAUGAUGGAACCUAGUAGUAGACAAGUGUAGCUAUUGUGUUGUAAAUAUGAUUCAGGAGCAGGAUUUGAUGUAAUGCUAUUUAGUUAGUUAGUUAGUAGUGCUAGCGUCAGUGUGUAGUGAGUGCAUUCAUGAUGAUUUGUCACCUGUACCCUGCUGUUGUUGCCACCAUCUUUGGCUAAAAAUUCUUUCGGGGUUAGUUGGCCCUUUCGUUGUUCCUCCCUGA
Molecule: messenger RNA, 2026 nt
Organism: Brachypodium distachyon (stiff brome)
Lineage: Eukaryota; Viridiplantae; Streptophyta; Magnoliopsida; Poales; Poaceae
Product: ACT domain-containing protein ACR8
Exons: 2
Coding region: 220-1569 (449 amino acids)
Source: RefSeq, a predicted model, not a curated record